This is a messenger RNA of Fraxinus pennsylvanica, 1317 nucleotides long. The record is from the annotation of a GenBank genome assembly. Lineage: Eukaryota; Viridiplantae; Streptophyta; Magnoliopsida; Lamiales; Oleaceae.
AUGGGGCGUAGGGGCUCUGCAUCCCCAGUUAGGGACCGAAGGUCUCCUCGUAAGAGGAGCCCCGCUCGAACUGAAAGGUCUCCUGCUCCGCACAAGAAUGCGGAGCAGCCUUCAACUCGCAAGAGAUCACCAAAACGUGCAAGGUCAAGGUCCCCUAUACCUUAUUCAAAGGUUAGAGAGAAACCCUCUAGUCACACUAGAUCUCCACAGCGCAGGAAAUCAGUAUCUCCUGUAGCAAUCAAACAAAAGCCCUCAAGCCGGACCAGGUCCCCGAAACGUGCAAAGUCGAAGUCUCCACCACCUUCUUCUCCCACUAAAGAGAAACCUUCAAAUCGAACCAGGUCCCCUAAACGUGCCAAGUUGAGGUCUCCAAUGUCUCCUUCACUGGAGUUGGGAAAACCAUCUUAUAGAGCCAGAUCACCCAAACGUGCCCAGUCAAUGUCUCCUGAAUCUCGUUCACCUUCGCCACGGACAAAAAGGUUAAGGAGAGCUCGAGCUGGACAAGAUGAUGAAAAGGGGAGUGUGAAGGACCGUGAGAAAAACCGUGUUAGGAAGGGUGAUGGGGCUACACAUAGAGAAAGAGAUUCAGACAGGAAUCUGCCAAUUGAGAGAAGAGAUAGGUCAGGAAGAGAUGCAGUUGACAAAGAGUCUUCCAGAUUAAGACGCUCUGCUUCGCCAUCUGAACGCCACUACAGGAGUCGGCAGAGGUCUAAAUCUCCUCGAGCUUCUGAUAACAGAGAACGUGAUGAGGUAACAAACUCAAGGGUUGCUGAACAGCGGAAUGGCGACAAUGAUGCAAUUGCUAAAAUGAAAGCAACUGAAGACACUCUGGAAGCCAAAGAAAAGCAAAAGCCUUCAUUCGAGCUGUCUGGGAAGCUUGCCGAUGAAACUAAUCGAGUCAGAGGUAUAACACUGCUCUUCACUGAGCCCCCAGAUGCCCGAAAACCAGAUAUAAGGUGGCGGUUGUAUGUUUUCAAGGGCGGGGAAGUGCUAAAUGAACCUCUCUACGUGCAUCGUUUGAGCUGCUAUCUUUUUGGUAGAGAGAGGAGGGUUGCUGACAUCCCUACAGACCACCCAUCUUGCAGCAAACAACAUGCUGUUCUUCAGUAUCGGCAAGUGGAAAAGGAGAACCCUGAUGGUACCAUGUCUAAGCAAGCAAGACCGUAUUUGAUGGAUCUUGGGAGCACAAAUGGGACCUUCAUCAAUGAUGAUCGAUUAGAACCACAGAGAUACUAUGAGCUUUUUGAAAAAGAUACUAUUAAGUUUGGGAAUAGUAGCCGGGAGUAUGUGCUGCUACAUGAAAAUUCAUCUGGAUGA